AUGGUGAACAGCACUUGGAGAAAAGUCUCAAUUCCAUUAUAGAUGAAACAAAACUCAUUGACAGUGGUAUCAAGCCAGGGGAAGUUAUAAAAGAUUUAGACAAGAAUCCAGAUAGAUCUUCCUGUGAAGUUCGUGAAGAUGAGAUGACGGAACCAAGAAAGAAAACAACCAGAUGUAUGAAUUUACUCCAGAAACUGGGUCUAAGUGACAUGCUCCCCAUACGCAUGCAACAAAGUGAUGUUCUAGUGAUAGAUGCUUUAUCUCAGAAUGUUAAACCACCUCAAACAGAAAAAGAACUGAGCUCUCAGUAUCUGUACAAACUGAUAAUGUUGGAUUACAGGGCUAGAUUUCUGUCCUGCGAGCAUGAACCAAGUGUCACAGUUUUAGAGAGCCAUGAUGAAGAUGAUUUUUUAAAUUUUUUAGAGGAAACCAUCCAAGAAGAACACAUUGAAGAGCAACACAUUCACCCGAUGGAUAUUCACAUGUCAGUUUUCCACUGUGCUGAGGAUUUUUUGAGGCAGUACAUAUUUUCGAAACUCUCCAGUUGCCAGUUUGGACUGCCCCUGCUGGUACCUAACCCCUUUACACAGGAAACAGAAUUCCCUCUCUGGGCCCUUCGGAACAUCAAGAAGUCAUGGCAAAGUAAAUCUAAAACAGACAGCCCUGGCAAAUACCAGAGCAGACACAUGUUUAAUACACCAGUGCCAGUUGUAUCCUUCAUCAGAUUGGGAGAGUCGUCCAUUUCCAAGUCCCAGAUCUUGAACAGUGUCAUUAGCAAACAAAAGCACAAUGUGUUUUUCCAUCGUCAUUGCAAAGGCAGCACCCGAGACUGUCUCCUCAUGGACGGAGUUGUGGAGAUCGCCUGGUACUGUCCAGCGGGGAAGGAAGAUGAUGUUUUUGACGAUUGUGUGGCUUUUCUGAACCUUCAUGGUGAUGCCAGAGACCAUCCACAGCAACUUGAAUUCAUGCAGUCAGUGAGCACUGUGAAUGUUGUUCUACUUUCAGAACAUCCCUUAGAUGAAAAAAACAAAGACAUUUCCAAGAAUCUUGUCAAGUCUACUGUCCCUCUGAUUGUCCUUUUCUCAGGACAGGAAAAACAUCUGACUCAAAAAAAUACAACAAAGGUGAGAUUAGCUGCCAAAAACAGGAACGAGGCUGAGCUGAAGGAAGAAAUAAUAUCACAUAUCCAACACUGUGUCAACACUUCUGACAAGAAGACAAGCAUUGAAAUAUUUUGUGACAAAGCAAGAAAACAUCAGUUUAAAGUGGACGAAGACAAGAGAUCCUGCAGAGAUGGUCGUGAACAAGCCGAGGAUUUGAUGUCCCUGUUGAGGGAGGAAAGAUCAUCGAGUCUCAAGGAGAAACUUUUACCUCUCCAAGGAAAGCUGUGGCAUGAUUGGUGCCAGAAAAAUAAGGAUCAGUAUCGUCUGAAAUGCAAAGGAACAGAAAGUUUGGAAUGUCAGUUGUACGCAAUCAAGAAUGAGAUGGCUGCUAUUCGAAAGACACAGCUUGAGGCAGCUUCAUCAACCAAUGAAUUCAUGAAGUCAUUUAUAACAUGUUUAACAUCCCCACUUCAUUCAAAAGAGACAAAAUCAUACAUGCUGCAGUGGCUGAGAAUGUUCCUGGAUGAAUUCAACAUGGAUGCACUUGCAGGAUAUGAGGAAGAGUACCGCUCAACAUGGGAAACAUUUAAAUGUGGCCCCAAGGUUGAAGGAGGAUCAACCGACACAGAUCCGCUGCUUAUGAAACUUAACACGAUAUCUGACAAAAUGACGGCUACCACAAUUGAACUUCAGCACAUCAUGAGAGAAACAAGCCAGAUGUAUGAAGUUUUCAAGCCUACAAUUAAACCUCAGAUGGAGACAUAUGAACUUAUAGAGGCUCUUCCUGCAAUAGGAGCUGAGAUGCUGAUGUCUGGGUUGCCACUAGAGCUGAUGGAUGGAGAUGCGGCCCACGUGCCUCUGUUGUGGAUUCAGGCUGUCCUGGACCGUCUUACUGAAACACUUGGAGACAAGAAGGUGUUUGUGCUGUCGGUUCUUGGACUGCAGAGCUCUGGGAAGUCCACACUACUGAAUGCCAUGUUUGGUCUUCAGUUCACCGUGAGUGCAGGCAGGUGCACAAGUGGAGCCUUCAUGCAGCUAAUCAAGGUGGACCCGGCCAUAGUGGACCAGCUGAAAUAUGAGUAUGUUCUGGUGGUGGACACAGAGGGCCUGAGAUCACCUGAGCUCAGUACUAAUACGUCCCUCAGUCAUGACAAUGAACUGGCAACUUUUAUUAUCGGAAUAGGUGACAUCACCAUCAUCAACAUUAUGGGGGAAAACCCAUCUGAAAUGCACGACAUCCUUCAGAUUUGUGUCCAGGCAUUCUUGAGGAUGAAACAAGUUAAAAUCACACCAAGCUGCAUCUUUGUGCACCAGAAUGUUGCAGAGGCCUCAGCCGGCGAGAAAAACAUGGAGGGAAGAAUGAAUCUCCUGGGGAAAUUAGAUGCAAUGGCUGUAACUGCAGCAAAAGAGGAACAAAUCGACUCUGUCACUGGCUUUAGUGAUAUAAUCCAGUUUGAUGUAAAGACUCAAGUAUUCUACUUCAAGGGGCUUCUAGAGGGAGACCCCCCGAUGGCCCCUCCCAACCCCUCCUACAGCCAGAACGUUCAGGAGCUGAAGAACAAGGUGCUCUCCAUCGCACAGUGGAGGUCAGACUGUAGAUUUUCCACACUAUCUGAAGUAAAAGGUCGGAUUGGGGACCUAUGGGAUGGUCUUUUGAAGGAAAACUUUGUGUUCAGCUUCAGAAAUACACUCGAAAUGAUGGUUUACAGUGAUUUGGAAACAAAGGUUGCUGAAUGGUCCUGGAAACUGAGAAAACAUGCCCUGGAAAAAGAGAACGAGUUGCACAACCAACUUCACAGCAACAUCAUCGAGGUUGUGAAUCACACAGAUUUGAUUGUUUAUUUUGGUCAAGUUUACGAUCCCUUGAAAGAGGAAAUAGACAGAUACUUCAAGGAAAAUAGAACCCCAGAAAUCCUUAUUAAAUGGAAAUUAACCGUUGAAAAGCGGUUGGAAAAUCUGAACGGGGAGCUCAUUCAAAACAUCAUCAAGAAAUGCAAAGAUGUCAUCACGAUCAGGAAAAGCAGAUCAGAACUUGACCAAAAGAAUUCUGACUAUGAGGCAGAAUUGCUCAAAAUAAGCAAAAACUUGGCAUCCAAACUAAAAGACCAGAGGCUUACCGACCAGGACGUGGAGAAGCAGUUUGACUCAAUCUGGACGGACUGGAGCACCAGAGUGGAAAAUGAAACACCUCCGGAGAAAUGUGUUAAUGUUAGAGCUGCAGUGGAAGAAGUCUUACAAACAAUUUUUUCUAAUCAGAAGGACAUCACAGACAAGAUUACAAGUGAAAAGGGCCCAUUUAUGUUGGAUGUUAAAAAACACAUAAAUAAAUCAAAAUUUGAUCAAUUUAAAGAGUUUUUCAACAAAAAUCCAAACGACUGUAUGAAUCAGUGUACACGACAAGUGUCAAACAGUGUCCACAGACAUAUUACUGGGAAAGAAGCUGAAGGUAGGGAUUUCAGUGAUAGCUUUAUUCAUGAACUAUUAAGCAUCAUAACAAGUGAGAUCGACAGUUUCACAGAGUCCAAUCAGAUAAAAUCCACAAAAGAAUACCUAACUGACCUGUCUGUUCAUCUCUGCAUCAAAGCAGUUCCAACAUUUGAGAGGAUGCAUUCAUCGUUCAGGAAAACAGUAGAUCCUCUAACAUACUUGAAAAGCAAACGAGAUCAGUACCUUCAGAUGUUUAAGAACUUUUGCACAGGAGCCAACUCCAUCACAAUUUUUGCUGAUUUUCUCUGUAAACAGUUGGAACCAGCAAUCAAACAGCAAAUGAAUCAGAAAACCAGUCUUCAGAUUACUGAUUCAUUAACGUGCAACAACCCAGCCUUUAGUGGAAACAGAUCCAAUCUUGAGGAUCACAUCCUGGAACAUCUUGCAAAAAAGCAAAGCUUUAAGGACUAUGAGGAAUACAUUAACCAACCAAAGACCUAUUUUGAAAGAUUCAUCCAAGAACACGUGGAGAAAUAUUGUACAAAUGACAACAUGACAGACAUGCUUAUUGAAAACCUACGUUCCCUGGAAAGUGUGGUUUUAACAGCGAAUACAGAUGUAACAGCAGAAGUGGUUACACAACGUGGUGAUGCCAAAACAUGGCUUGACAGUUUCUGUAAGCAACUUGGAACACACAUGGUGAUAAAAAGAGAGGAUCUGAAAAGCAUUGAAAAUGAAGAUAUUCAGAACCUGACAGAACUCAAAGACAUGAUGGCUAAAUAUAUUAAUGACAUGGUGAUGAAGAUGAAACAACAAGAAAAGCAGAAUUCAAGAAAUGAGUCUUUUGUAACUUUGAAAAACCAAGUCACCGAGCACCUGUUAGAUCAUCAUAAAGGAUGUUGGGCCCAGUGCCCAUUCUGCAAAGCCAUCUGCACAAACACCAUCCCUGACCACGAUGGUGAUCACAGUGUUACGUUUCAUCGAUCUCAAGCUUUAACUGGCUGGACUUGGGAAGACACAGAUCAUUUUCAUAUUGACUUCUGCACCACAUCUAUAAGCAGUGAUAAUACAUUCCGCUAUCAUGGUGGUUGGAUGCCCUUCAAGACAUACAAAGAUGCUGGUGAACCAUAUAGUCGUUGGAGCAUCACUGCAGAUGGUAGCAAUCAGAAAUACUGGAAAUGGUUCCUUUGUACAUUUCAGUCACAGUGGGAGAAAGAGAAAGGAUUACAAUUUGCUGGCAAAGGUGAAAUCCCUCCGGGCUGGAAACAGAUCACCAGAGAAUCAGUACUGGAAGAACUCAAGUAACUGUCCCAGCAAAUACAGAACAAACCAUGGCCAUGAAAUAUAUCAAACUAUUAUAACUACUAGUAAUUACUCACUUGUUCAUCAUGAUUAUUGAACUGAAGGGAGAGCAUGUCUGGCUACCAGAGAAUUAUUUUAUUCAGUUUAAGUUGUAAGAUAUAAUUGAACCACCAGUGGUCAGGAAUACAUGACUGGACAUCUUUGAUAACAUGAAGAGAUGUCAGGGUCCUGUUGUUGAAUAAAUGACUAACACAAGCUAGCUGUUCAUGAUUUAAGAUGUCACUAAUGUGACAUAUGAGAACGUCACAACUGUAGGCAGCCUGGGGUCGCCAUGUAAACAUCAUCAUUGAGAUGUUAUUGUUCUGUGGUAAUUGAGAUAUAAAUAUUUUUGCACUGUGACUUUGCAGUGUGCCUGCUAAAUACAGACCAGUCCUUGACUCUGAUCACCUAAAUAAUGUUAUAAAUCUGCACUUCUGAUCCUUGAUCUUCUACUGUACUUUCUAUAUUAACUGUUUGUAUUCUAGCUUUGGAUAAGUGUCUGCUAAAUGAAUACCAUGUAAAUGUUUGGAUUUGGAACAAAAAGUUCACCUGUAACUAUAGAGAUGUGUGUUUACUGUGAACAACAUAACUGUGUUUGAGAAGUCUGAGUCGGGUGUCCGACCACAGAAAGAUGAUACCUAUGAGGAUAAACGUCAAAAGACGUUGAUGAUGUCGGCCAUUUUGUAUGAAUAUGAUAUGUUGGUCACACGUAGGAAUAUGCUAGAUAAGUUUAUGCUACUGCAAUAUUCCUAUAUCCAGACAUUAUUAUCCUUAUGAAAUCAAAGAAAGUUGUGUUCUAUUUAAAAGAAACAAUGGUUGCUUUCUAAAAUGUUUUAAUUUCUAAAUGGGGGAAAGUUAGUAGUAAGAAAUAGUUAAUUCACACUGAAUAUGCAGCUCUGAAAAGAGAGCCUGGUUUAUCUUCCUACAGCCUUAUUGGUAGUACUUAAGACUUGUUGACACAAAGAUUGUCCUUCAUGGAUAAAUAACCAAACUAGCAAAGCCUUGUGAUUUCAUGUCAGAAUAAUGUGAGAAACUAAUGCAACACAUGGAAUUAAACACAUUGUUUGCAAAUCAUAAAUUGUUGUACUUGUUUUUCUGUGCAAUUCCUCGAAAACACCCUGUCAGGGUGAGUGGAGGGGUAGGACCCAAACGCAGGAGAGAUGCGAGUCAUUGCAAAAUGAAGGGGUUUAUUAUCCAAAAACGGGAAACAGAUAGGGUACUCACACGGACAUGGGUAAUAAUGACAAGACAAAGACUGGACACAAAACAGAAACCUAAAUACACAGAACCAAACGACACACAGGUGGACACAAGGUGAAGACAAUAGGUGCGUUCGACUUCAUGCAGCGCCGGCGUCGCCUGCAGCCGCCUGCAGCCCGGCUGACUUGAAGCAGCCAAUGGCAUUCUCAACUUCAAGGCAGCCGGCUGCAGCCGGCUGUCGGCGCCGCCGUUGCUGCAUGAAGUUGAACACACCUAGUGACAGGGAAACACUAGAGCAGGGCAAAACCAAAAACAACAGGGGGGCACGGCUGUGGCCGUGACACACCCAGGUUACCAUUUUUCUGGACAAUCAACUUGUUUGUGAUAUAACAAUGGCAGGACUGUCAUGUACCAAAGAAGAGCUUCUUAACGAAUCUGGGAAACCCGGCCAUUGACAAGAAGUGUUUGUACACUAACUUGUAGAAAGUCACACUCUUAUCUUGUGUAAAUGUGACCUUGACAACAACAAUAAAGGGGAAACUGCAGCACAGUUCAUACAUUAUAAGUUUCACUUUAGGAAUAUUCCGGCACAGGGCUAUGAAACCACUUAAAACCACACAAAGUUCUGGGUAUUUAAGACAAACAAGUUGUAACUAACCCAAUUUUGCACUACUAUGAAUGUUUUGCCCUUGUUACAUGUUUUGCUUGUUUUCUUAUUUUUCGUUAUGCAUUUCUUGUUGUAAGUUAAAUGCUUUUAUUCUGAAGGAGGCUCUGGGUUAAAAACGGUAAUAGAGUUAUGCGCUCGAGUACGGUGAGAGAAAAAAGGAAUGGAGAAUACGACUGUUUAAAAAGUAAAGAAAUACUUACGGUAUUAGUGCCCCCCCCGAAGAGGCAAAAGGUUUGUCAAUGUUUAAUAGAUAUAAUAAUUAACAACUGUAAUAACUGUGUAUUUGUUCUUAAACAGCAUUGUUAAUUGCUAGCUAUGUGCAUAAGCUAACAUUUUCUGGUUUAGGUGAAAUCCCUCAGAGCUGGAGAGAGAUCACCCUAGAAUCAGCACUGAAAGAACUAGCUAAAGUAACUGUUCCAGCAAAUAUAGGACAAACUAUAUUUAAUUUCUUUAUUGUUAUGAUUAUCGAACUGUGCAUAGAAGGCCAUGAAGGGAGAGCAUUUGUGGAUGUCUACCAGUGAAUCAUUUUCAUAUCACAGUUUGCAACAUGAAAUGGGUCAGUAAGAUAGACGUUGUAAUUAUAAUCAGUUUAAGUUGUGAGAUAUCAUUCGACCACUAGAGGUCAGUAAUAAAUGUCUGGACAUCUCUGAUAACUAGGAAGACAUGAAGAGAUUUCAGGGUCUUGUUGUUUAAUAAAUGACUAACACAAGCUAGCUGUUCAUGAUUUAAGCUGUCAUUAAUGUAUUAAUAAUGUAAUAACAUAUAAGAACGUCACAACUGCUGUAAGCAGCCUGGGGUCGCCAUGUAACAUUGUUAAGAUGUUAUUGUUCCAUGGUAAUUGAGAUAUAAAUAUAAUAACUGCACUUCUGAUCCUUGAUCUUCUGCUGUACUUUCUAUAUACACUGUUUGUAUUCUAGCUUUGGAUAAGUGUCUGCUAAAUGAAUACCAUGUAAAUGUUUGGAUUUGGAACAAAAAGAUCACUGUAACUAAACGUAGAUACGUGUGUUUGCUGUGAACAACAUACCUUGAAGUCUCAGAGAAGAGAGUCCGACCACAGAAGAUGAUAACUAUGAGGAUAAACGUCCAAAGGCAGAGAUGAUGUCGGCCAUUUUGUAUGAAUAUUAUAUGUUGGUCACACAUGAUGUAGGAAUAUGCUAGGUUAGCUUAUGCUAUUGCUAUAUUAUUUUAUAUCCGAACAUUAAUCAUACGAGAUCUGUGUAACAAAAAGAAAGUUGUGUUCCAAUUGUAUUUUUUUUUUUAUUGCUAAAUGUGAUAAAGUUGUGUUAAUUGACACUGAAUAUGUAGCUAUCUGAAAAAAGCCUAGUGUUGUUUAACUUCCUACAGCCUUAUUGGUGGUACUUAAGACUUGUUGACACAAAGAUUGUCCUUCAUGGAUAAGUAACCAAAGUACCACAGCCUUAUUGUGAUUUCAUGUCAGAAUAACGUGAGAAACGGAUGCAACACAUGGAAUUAAACAUAU
This is a messenger RNA of Osmerus eperlanus (European smelt), 8218 nucleotides long. RefSeq names its product interferon-induced very large GTPase 1-like. The transcript has a single exon. The coding region runs from base 144 to 4835 and encodes 1563 amino acids. The record is from RefSeq and is a predicted model, not a curated record. NCBI's taxonomy places the organism in Eukaryota, Metazoa, Chordata, Actinopteri, Osmeriformes, Osmeridae. Gene Ontology annotation, molecular function: GTP binding.